This is a messenger RNA of Dreissena polymorpha, 3955 nucleotides long. RefSeq names its product E3 ubiquitin-protein ligase MIB2-like. Gene Ontology annotation, molecular function: protein binding; ubiquitin-protein transferase activity; zinc ion binding. Gene Ontology annotation, cellular component: cytoplasm. Lineage: Eukaryota; Metazoa; Mollusca; Bivalvia; Myida; Dreissenidae. The record is from RefSeq and is a predicted model, not a curated record. Gene Ontology annotation, biological process: protein ubiquitination. The coding region runs from base 148 to 3000 and encodes 950 amino acids. The transcript is spliced from 21 exons.
CUUAAACCAAGGUAUUGCGACGGUAUAAAACUAGUCUUUUCAUUGGCUGUUAAAAUCGAAACUAAAUAUUGUUUUGCAAACGAAAGUUGAAGGUAUAAAACACAUAUUUUCAAAUUCGGCUGUAUUUGAUCACUGUUCUGUUUCAGAAUGACCCUCCAAGUAGGAAUACGUGUGGUCCGCGGGCCGUCGUGGAGUCCGGACUUCGGUGACCAAGAUGGCGGCGAAGGUCACGUGGGGACAGUCGUGGAAAUAUGCGGGGUCAAGGAAGGCGACACCUAUCCGCAGAACUGUGUGAUAGUGCAAUGGGAUAGCGGGGAUAGAAACGUGUACCGGGCGGGAUACGAGAAUUCAUACGACCUCCGCGUACUGGACAACGCGAGCAUAGGAGUGAAGCACGACCGGACGUGCAGUGGCUGCGGCGUUAACGGGAUAUUCGGCAUGCUGUGGGUGUGCCGGAAGUCUCCGGAGGUAGCGCUGUGCACCGACUGCUACACCAGAGACAAGCACGACACCAAGCUUGACUUCAUACGCUAUGACACGCCGGACUAUGACAAAGGCCAAACGGUCCCAAAGAGAGAGAUCAGCAAGCGUCUGAAGGCGAUGGGAGUAUUCGAGACCGCGCAGGUUCAACGCGGGCCCGACUGGCGGUGGCUGGACCAAGACGGCGGCGAGGGCAAGCCCGGUCAGGUGAUCGCGAUCGUCAACUUCAGUCCGGACACGGACCGUGACGCCGCGGAGGUCACAUGGUCUAACGGCUACACCAACGUGUAUCGCCUUGGAUACGACGGUCGCCAGGACGUAGUUGCGGUGAAGGCAGCGUCCGGUGGAUACUAUUACAAGGAUCACAUUCCCGUUCUUAAAAUGGAUCAAGCCAGCCAACCGAAGAAAGCCAGCAGUGAACCACAUCCAGCUGCAGUAGCCCCCGUAGCCCCUGUCCCCCGCUCACAGGAGCCGGAACCCACUCUUCUAGGAGCCACCGGGUAUACACCACCAUCGUCAUCAAAGGGGUCUACCGGUGGGUACCAGCCUAAGACGCCGACAUCCCAGCCAAAGACGUCGACUUCCGCUGAAAACGCAAUGACUGCUCCGUCGCCGUCUGCGAGAUUCAACGUCGGAGAGAAAGUAAAGAUAACCAUGGAUCUUGACCUGUUGAAGGAAAUCGAGACCGGAAAGGGGGCUUGGAACCCGCGAAUGGCGGAGUGUAUUGGUCGGACAGGAUCGGUCAUCUUGGUGCGUAACUCCGACGUCACGGUGGAUUUUGACAUGGCGGGAAAAUGGGCCUUCGAUGAGUCCGUUUUUACAAAGGUCCACACGUUCACUGCAGGAGAGAAGGCGAGGGUCACCAACAACCUGCAGAACCUCAAGAUGUUGCAGAACGAGAGCUGUGGCUGGAACGAAAUGAUGGAGAAGGUGGUAGGGCAGGUGGGUACGGUUGAGGAGGUAGACGAGGACGGUGACGUCGUGGUGGCCUUUGACGGCGACAACACCUGGACUCUCAACCCAGAGGCGCUCACCCCAUGUAGUGACAUCGACUCCGAGACAUCUCUCAAACAAGAAACAGGUGGCGACAUGAGUGACUUACCGGAAGACCAGAAGAUGGUGGUGCUGAUGAACAGUAUUGCCGCCGGGGACACCGAGACCGUCAACUCUCUGAUCACAAAAAACCCACACUACAUAUUGAUGGAGGUGAAAGGUCAGUUCCCGAUCUCGGUCGCCAGCGCACAUGGCCACAUCGACGUGAUCAGGAGCCUAUUCACGAUGGGCAAGGACUCGCUGAUAGAGUUCGAGGAUGCAGAGAAGAUGACCCCGCUGCUUCACGCGAUCAAAGGCAAUAAAGUGGAUGCUGUGAAGUUCUUGGUAGCAGAGGGUGCUAAUAAGUCCGCGCGUAACUUGAACAACCAGAGCGGCAUCCAUCUUGCAAUAACGACUCAGAACAAGCUGUUGUUGACCACCCUGAUAGGGCUCGGGUUUGACAUCAACUUAAAGGACAUGCUAGGGCAGACUCCUUUGUUCGACGCCAUAUUGAAUGGUACAGCAGAAGUUCUGACCGAAUUAUUAAAGCAGUCUCAUCUGAACGUGGACGUUGUCGACAACCUCAGUUUUACGCCUUUCUUGACGGCAUGCAAAGUGGGAAAUCUACCUGCGAUGCGCUCCAUUUUGGACCGGAAGCGAGAAUCGCUUCAGCAGACGCAUCCGGACGGCGGCUAUUCGGCGCUGCAUUUCGCCGCUAUGGGUGGGCACAUGGAGGCAGCUCGACUUCUCGUGGAGGAGUGUAAGGCAGACGUAAAUGCACGUGCUUCUGAUAGGAAGACUCCCGUGCACGUGUCCAGUAUGUCGGUAAAGGGUGACAUGGUGGAGUACCUCGCGCACAAUGGUGCCGACCUAACCUUGGUGGACAACGAUCAAGCCAAUUGUCUCCACCUUUGCUUCCGGGAAACCAAGGAAGAGCAAGCGGAUAUGAAGGAAGACCUCCUAAAGCUGGUCACUUCCCUGACUCAGGCGGGCGUUCCGGUGGACGCUUUAGACGCGGAAAAGAAACGUCCGCUCGAUUACGUCGAUGAUGGCGUAAUGAACGAGUUUCAGGAUCUUUUAGGCGGGGCGAGCUCCACUGCCCAGCGUCUUACUGUAGACAGAAGUGAGGAGCCAAAAGAUACGGCAGAUAAGCCAUCGACUUUGGUUACCGGCCAGCCCGAUAACACAGGCACUGCUAUAAACGCGGGUUCAGGCAAAGCGGACAAGGUGGCUGUUACUGAGUCAGGCAAGCCGGACAAGGCGGAUGUUGGCACAACCGAUCAGCUGCAGAGAUCAAUCCAUGGCGGCGGCGGAGGUAGCUCUAUAUCGGCUGCGCCACAGAUGUGUCAAGACUGCGAGGAGGACCCUAUUAAGUUUAAAUUUGAACCAUGCGGUCACCUUGUGUGCAAAGACUGCGUACCGAAAAAGAAAAAGAAGAAGUGUGGCGUUUGUAGCGAAAUCUUCCAGAGUGUGAAAUCACUUUCUUAAGUCAACGUGUUUUCGUGAUGUGCUUGGACUUAAUGGAUUAAUAAGUUGAACGUUUAUAUAUGUUUUGGUGUGAAUAAAAUUAGUUUUUGGUUACAGGUUUCAAUAUUUACUUUACGUUUUUAGUUGUUAUUCAACAUAGCAUACCUGUGUAUGUGCUUUCAAAUGACAAAGCGCGGAUUUUAUCAUUUUCAAAUGUAUGACAUUCAUUUACAUAAAUAUAUUUCGGAUGCGUAAUUACAUAAGUUUAUAUAAAUUUCAUGAGUUUUUUAAUGUUGUAAUUUAUCAAAUUUAUUGAUAUAUCAAUAUACCAAUAUCAGAUGCACUAGUAGUAUAGCGUUUCAGAUUAAAAACAUGAUUCAAAUGUAUAUAAAAAACAAACACAUUAUUUAAGACAAUAUAUUUUCAAGAGAUUUAUUGAUAAGUAACGCAUAAGUUGAGUUAUACAGGAAAGCAACUGACCUACAAGAUCAAAGAGAAAUAAGACUUUGCUCAUGUUAGAAUUCAAAUGAGUGGUAGUUUAUAAUUUAUAUCGGUUUCCUGUAUUUAGGAAAUGAUUUCAGUCGUAUAUAAAGUAUCAGUAUUGCAUACAUUUAUAUAAUCAGAUGAAUCUGUAUAAAGGAAACUGACAAUACUUUGUCGCAAAAAAAGAUGCACUCACAAACAACGUACCUUGUUUUUUGUUGUUUAAAUUUUAUUAAAUUCGUAAAGCAAACAGAAAAUAAUCAAAUACAAAUUACGAGGGUAUCGUUGGAGUACCAGGCUUUAGUUGUAUAUAUUAAAAUUUCAGUUUUUUUUUUGCACAACGCUUGUCAGUUUGUUCGUUUGGAUAUAUAGCUCAACAUCUUACAGUUUAUCAUUCAUUCUGGCAUCGAAUUGAAACUUUGUUCUUUUUGUCUGUAUAUUCAUAACAAAAUAAUAGUGUUUAAUGUCUUAAUAAAUAUUACCAACAACGUUA